AUGGCGAUCCGCCAUGUGCCACGGCCACGCGGUUUAUUUGAACCCCAGCUCGGAACCCAGAGCCCCAGAUGGGAACUCACGCUCUUCCUCCGUUGGACCGCUGCUGUCAAUGGCAGCAAUAAUAGCUUCACUGGGCAGAUACCAACUCAUUUCUGCAAUGGUUCACCAUCUUUCGCUGUGCUUGAUCUGAGUUACAACAAACUCAGUGGUAGCAUCCCCCGAGGACUUGGCGAUUGCUCUGUUCUGAGAGUGCUCAAUGCUGGCUACAACAACCUCAGUGGAACCCUCCCAGAUGAACUCUUCCGUGCUACCUUGUUGGAGCACCUGUCUUUCCGUAACAAUAAGUUACAUGGAGUACUGGAUGGUGCACACAUAAUCAACCUCGGAUAUCUCGUGACCCUGAAUCUUGGAAGGAAUAACUUCAGUGGCAAGCUUCCAGAUUCUAUAGGUCAGCUCAAGAGAAUGGAGGGGUUCUAUUUUGACCGCAACAACAUGUCAGGGGACCUACCAUCAGCUCUGAGUAACUGCACAAAUCUUAUAACAGUCGACUUCAAGAGCAACAAAUUCAGUGGAGAACUUAACAAGGUUGAUUUCUCCAACUUUCCCAAUCUGACAACUCUAGAUCUUCUGUACAACAACUUCACUGGCACAAUUCCAGAAAGUAUAUACUCUUGCAGCAAACUCAUUGCCCUGCGGCUAUCUGCAAACAACUUGCAUGGACAGCUGUCGCCAAAAGUAGGCGAUUUGAAGCACCUCGCCUUCCUUUCACUUGCUUUCAACUCAUUCGAAAAUAUCACAAAUGCACUUCACAUUCUACAGAACUGCAGGCAGCUUACCAUCCUGCUUAUCGGGGAUAACUUCAUGGCAGAGCUCAUGCCUGAGGAUGACAUAAUUGAUGGCUUUCAGAAUCUUCAGGUCCUGGAUAUAGGAGGUUGCCAGUUGUUAGGUAAUAUGCCAUUUUGGAUAUCGAAGUUACCAAACUUACAAAUAUUAAACUUAGCUAACAAUCAACUCACUGGAUCAAUACCAGCCUGGAUCAAAACCCUAAGCAACCUGUUCUAUCUGGACAUAUCAAACAACAGCCUCACAGAAGGAAUUCCAACAACACUGAUGGAUAUGCCAAUGCUGAAGUUAGAGAAGACUAAAGCCCAUUUAGAUCCAAGGGUGUUCAAACUAACUAUUUAUACGGGACAGCUCCCACAGUCAAUAUGCAAUCUCACAAGUCUUCUGGCACUAGACUUGUCCAAUAACAAUCUCAUGGGCCCAAUCCCAUCUGGUCUGAACAGCCUGCACUCCCUUUCGGCGUUCAAUAUUUCCAAGAACGACCUAGAAGGUCCUAUUCCAUCAGGAGGCCAGUUUAAUACAUUUGAGACUUCGAGCUUUGACGGGAAUGCAAAGCUCUGUGGUUCUAUGCUCAUUCAGAAGUGUGGUUCAAAAGAAGCACCUCCAGCCACCACUCUGUCAAAACAACUAACGGGCUAUAAGGUUGCCUUCAUGAUUGCUUUCAGUGCAUUCUUCGUCAUAGGGAUGUUGUAUGAUCAGGUAGUCUUAUCAAGAUAUUUUGGCUAG
Triticum dicoccoides is the source of this 1569-nucleotide messenger RNA. RefSeq names its product receptor-like protein 3. Lineage: Eukaryota; Viridiplantae; Streptophyta; Magnoliopsida; Poales; Poaceae. Bases 1 to 1569 code for a protein of 522 amino acids. The transcript is spliced from 3 exons. Gene Ontology annotation, molecular function: protein binding. The record is from RefSeq and is a predicted model, not a curated record.